UCUCACUGAGACUUUGUGAGUGUUUGUCAGGUCAACAGAGGAACAUGGCUUCAUCCUUUCUCCUCUUCUCCCUCCUCUUCAUCGGCCUCCACGCUGCAGAUGGAUUCAUGGAGUUUGUAGUGACCCGUUGUGUCUUUAACUCCUCUGAUCCUAAAGACAUCGAGUUCAUCCAGUCUUAUUAUUACAACAAGUUGGAGUACACCAGGUUCAGCAGCAGUGUGGGGAAGUUUGUAGGAUUCACUGAGCACGGAGUGAAGAACGCUGAGUACUGGAACAAUAAUCCUUCAUUUCUGGCUCAGAUGAAGGCUGCGAAGGAGAGAUACUGUGUACACAACAUUCAGAUUGACUACGACGCUGUUCUGACUAAGUCAGCUCCGCCCUACGUCAGACUGCACUCGGUGACGCCCCCUGGUGGUAAAGAUUCGUCCAUGCUGGUCUGCAGCGUCUUCGACUUCUACCCUCAGAAGAUCAUAGUGAGAUGGCUCCGAGACGGAGAGCCGGAGACCGCCGGGGUCACUUCCACCGAUGAGCUGGCAGACGGGGACUGGUACUACCAGGUCCACUCUCACCUGGAGUACAAGCCCAGGUCUGGAGAGAAGAUCUCCUGUGUGGUGGAGCACAUGAGUCUGAGUAAACCUCUGGUUACUGACUGGGACCCGUCCAUGCCCGAGUCUGAGAGAAACAAGAUCGCCAUCGGAGCGUCAGGACUGAUCCUGGGUCUGACCUUAUCUCUGGCUGGAUUCAUCUACUACAAGAGGAAGGCCAGAGGACGGAUUCUGGUUCCCAGUAACUGAGCCUGGCCCUAACCCUGGUCCUGGUCCUGGUCCUGGCCCUGGUCCUGGUCCUGGUCAGAUGGAAUGAAAGCAGCAGCUGCUUCAACCCGCUUCAUGUUUUCAGCUCAGCACCCGGACAGUGCUGCCCCCUGCUGGACCGGCUCACCACCUGAUUCUCUCAUGAUCUGGACUCUGAUACUCAGCUGGUCUAAAACCUGAUCUCAGGUUUAGUCUGGACUGUGGUGUGUCACAGCUGGAUGUGAACUCUGCUUCAUCUACAUGUGAUUUGAUGCUUUACUGUGUGAAAUCAAUAUUUAACAGCCACUUAUAUCCAUAACGGACUCAAUAACUCUGCUUUCAAAUCAAAUGUAAUCCAGUGUUCUGAAUGAUUUGGGGCUCUCAGGUUGUGUGAUUGUUAGAUUCAUAUAUUUUACUGCAGUGAGACGUUUUCUAACCACAAUAAACCAGAAGACAACUCUGA
Molecule: messenger RNA, 1254 nt
Organism: Anoplopoma fimbria (sablefish)
Lineage: Eukaryota; Metazoa; Chordata; Actinopteri; Perciformes; Anoplopomatidae
Product: H-2 class II histocompatibility antigen, E-S beta chain-like
Exons: 6
Coding region: 45-794 (249 amino acids)
Biological process (GO): immune response; antigen processing and presentation of exogenous peptide antigen via MHC class II; immunoglobulin production involved in immunoglobulin-mediated immune response
Cellular component (GO): MHC class II protein complex; membrane
Molecular function (GO): MHC class II protein complex binding
Source: RefSeq, a predicted model, not a curated record